AAAAACAUACACAAAUGUUUCUGUCUUGAGAAAGGAUAAGAAACUGUUUUGCUGCUGUUUCUUCGAAACCAACUUUGUUUAAAAUAGCUAAAAGGGGACGCAAGAAGAUAAAUCUGAGCAGGGAGCCGUGUGUUAAAAGGCACACAAAAGGUGCACAGGGAAUAACUAAGAUCAAGAGAGUGUGGAGCCAUGAAUCUAAAUGACUUUGUGGUGAUUUCCAACAAGCCCAAGUCAGUCAAGCUUAAUGCCAGGAACCUGCGAGAGCUGCGCAUGGAGACAGUGACUCUGGCCCAGGAGAGUAAAGACAUGGAGGAUCGACUGCAACAACUCAGAGAGAGCAUGAGCCGGGAGAAAGAGGAGAGAGAACAUGUGCAGAGUGUGGAGAGGACUACUGUGUCGGCUGCUUUGCCAAGUUUCAUCAGAAGGGGGCACUGAAGCUCCACAGAAUGAUCCCCAUUCAGACAGAGAUCCAGACCUCGGUGAGCACACUGGAUGUUGUGAGUCACUUCCAGAGACAAGUUCAGCCCAACCCCAAGUAUGAUUCCCAGAUGGCUGGGAGAGGUGGAGGGGCGAGGGGGCCGGAGAGAAGGACCCAGGCCGCUCCCGCUGUUACACAUACCCACAAUGCACAGGGAAGCCAGGUUUUAGUUGUGAAUCCCUUGGGGGAGGAGGAAGAGGAGUUUGAUGAACUGGAGGAUGAAGAGGAGAAGGAGAUGCUGACUACCUCACUGCUGGGAGGACAAUAUGAUGAGGAGGAGUCAGCUCUCUCCUUUCAGGAGGCACUCAGGCACUGGAGAGGAGAGAGAAGAGAGGGAGGAGAGAGAGGAGAUGCAAUCUGGAGACCCUUCCAAGCACGGACAGUCUUCUCUGUCUCUUUCACUGCCCUGAAAUGA
Molecule: messenger RNA, 893 nt
Organism: Oncorhynchus kisutch (coho salmon)
Lineage: Eukaryota; Metazoa; Chordata; Actinopteri; Salmoniformes; Salmonidae
Product: zinc finger B-box domain-containing protein 1
Molecular function (GO): zinc ion binding
Source: RefSeq, a predicted model, not a curated record